Arabis nemorensis is the source of this 375-nucleotide messenger RNA. Lineage: Eukaryota; Viridiplantae; Streptophyta; Magnoliopsida; Brassicales; Brassicaceae. The record is from the annotation of a GenBank genome assembly.
AUGGAUUUGCUGAGAGCACUKUCUAGUCUAAAUCUCGACAUUCAGAGGAAGACACUUGAUAUUGUUCUUGAAUUGGUCACUCAUCAGAAUGUCAACGAGGUCGUGCAGACAUUGAAGAAAGAAGUUGUGAAGAAACAAAGCGGAGAGCUUGAGAAGAAUGGUGAUUAUAGACAGAUGAUUCUCCGAGCUAUUCACACUUGUGCGGUUCGGUUCCCUGAAGUAGCAAGCACAGUGGUACAUCUUUUGAUGGAAUUCUUGGGUGACACCAACGUGGCUUCAGCUCUUUAUGUAGCUUUUUUUGUCAGAGAUAUAAUAGAAACAAACUCCAAACAGAACAACAAAGGAACCGAUCUCCAUCUGGACCGAACAAUAUAA